AUGGCAACUACUUACAACACCACCAACAAUAAUAAUACCAUCAGCAGCCCACCUGGCACUAUACACGGCAUUCCUUUUGCUCGCCCUUAUGGAAUCGACCCACAGGAUGCGCCGUGGCUGUCAGACCUGAUUGCGAGACAGUCGCUGCGCCUGUUUGAUGCACGACAGCUGCACGACCUCUCGCCUUCGGUCGCCUUCGGCCCUAACGCCGCUAUCCAUACCGCCCACCUGCCUCUGGAACCCCAAAGCAACCAGACGACCCUGGUCGCUCUCAAGCAACACCACCGCCCAGCAGACUUGAUCUCUGAGGUCCAUCUGUUGCUCACCACCCCGGCCUCGCAAUUCACCAAUCCUAUCCUGGGAAUCGUUCAGCUGGGCGACCAAGGGUUCACCUACCUCGUCGUCCCCUACCACCCCCUCGGCAACCUCCGCCAAUACAUCGCAGACCAACGGCCCAACCUAAAGCCCCUUUCCCAAAUGCAGAUCAUCCACGACGUCGCCUCUGGACUCGAGUAUCUCCACCAACGAGGCAUCCAGCAUAUGAACCUGCACUCGGCCAACGUCCUCAUCACAAUGCAAGGUAUGGCUGUCCUGACCGACUUUGGACGGCCCAACAACCGCGCAGAGGUCGGCAUGCCCCCCAAACCUGCAGAACAGGAACGGGUUCGAUCCUUGGCAACCGUCUUUCUUGCCCCUGAAGUGCUUGCCUCAAACCAAUACUCGAGUCAGAGCGAGGUCUAUGCACUUGGAAUGGUCAUGUUUGAGCUGUUGACAGGCAAAGUCGCGUUCGAGAAGGACUUGAGUCAGCCAGGGCUCUCGAACCGCAUCAUGUUUGGACGCAAGGACGACAUUCCUGCCAACAUCAAGGGGAGCCCUGGCACAACCUACGAGACUCUGAUCAAGGAUUGCUGGGAAUUGGUCCCAGCCAAGCGUCCUCACCUGUCCCAAGUCAAAUUUCGACUCGAGCAACUCAUGGACGAAUGCAGGCAAAACAAUGAAACGCUCAAAGCUCUACAACUCCAGCAGCAGCAACAAUACCAACAGCAACAGCAGGCCCAAUACAUGCAGCCUUAUCAACCAGGCUCAGCAGCACCACCGACACCGCCCUUACCGGAACUUCCGCCUCCCACCAACACGACACAACCCCAAAAAGUCGCGCCUGCGCUGUCGCUGAAUGUGAUUACAACCCAUAUCAUCGUGGCGGAUACUGUUCGACUGGACACAUCCCGCCUUGUAUCAGAGGGAUCAAGCAAAACAAACUCAACAACAAAUCAACAAGAUGCAACAUCGACUGCACAGCCCAAACCCAUCGAGGCCUGGACGAUUGGACGGGCGACAAUAUCGGCUACAGCACAACGACGCGACACUAUACCCAUCUCUACACGAGCCAUCGAUAUAUCCUCCACACAACACCGCGCCAGUCAGCAAACUACCCCAUCGAGUCCCGAUACCGCUCAGUCGUCGACCUCGCCGAUCGCUCUUAUUCCAAUCCCAACCCUACCUCUGGUCUCUCCAACCCACCACCACCCACCGCCACCCACCACACCUUCGGCGUCAUUGGCAACAGAAAGCGACGUCAGCUACAACAGCUCCACAACAGGAGCAACUUGGCCACUGCCACCAGGGGUAUCGAGUGCACCAAAGCAAGGAGGACAAACACCAUCGCCAUCUACCCCAGCUCCACCGACUCCGACGGCUUCAACCCCAAGAGUAGUGUCCCCUUCGCCUCGCAGUGCUGAUGCAAACGAUGACGCGGAUCUUGUCGUUCGCGCCUAUGCCAGCGUUCCCAGAGCUGCCGCGUCCACAAUCCCUGCUGAGACAAAACUUACCCUCACGCCGAUAGCAGCGCGUAUGCUUGCCGCUGCAGCCGCAACUCAGGCGAACGCAAUGCCUCCGACUCCGACCUCAGUCUCCCCCGAUCCAACGCAGCACUCUUUAAGUAGUAACAAUAACAGUGUCAGUGGAAGCGACCGCCAUGCCCGUGAAUCGAUUUUGAUUAUUCCUGCAUUUCCCGAACCGCCAUCCACACUCCACAACCGUCGCAUCUCCAACAUCGACCCUCGUUUCCGCCACUCACCUCGCCAGCUAAACCUUUCAGGACUCGGGGAACACUCGUUCUCGAGCGAUGAUUCGGGAUCACACGGACUCACGAGCCCAAACCGUACUGCGGUCGGAGCCGUGAUGUCCCCACAAGAGGCUGUCUCUGGAGCCCCCGUCACUGCUGGACUUACAGCUCGCACGGCAUAUACGCCCAUCGCGUCGUCAGAAGACGUUCCUAUGGCUACCCCUUCCAACAGCAUCCAUACGGCAGCCAAGAACGGUGACUUGCAAGAGCUGCAGCAGUUUUUGAAUCGCGCUCUUAGUCGGUCGCUUUCCAAUGGAUCGUCCUCUUCGUCCGGCAACCCCAACCAGGCCCAGAGGACAGGCAAUGGACAUGCAGGUCGUGGUUCAGCGGCCGAGAUUUUGGAUGAGUACGAGCCAAUCGAGCGUCUGCCUGUGUUGUGCUGUGCAGCGGUUGCCCGAAAGAACAAGUACCAGGCGCUCAACAUGGUCCUAAAGGCCGGCGCGAAUGUCGAUGGCAAGGAGCAGCGCGGUGGCAACAUGCCUCUGCAUCUGGUUUGUGAGACCGCGUUGCCUCCGCUAGUGGAUCCUCUGGUGACUCGGUUCAAGCAGGACGAACUUGACGAUCGGGCUCGGUCAAGGAGUGAAGUGAAUUUGGACGACCCAUACCUGAGCCACCUGACGCUUCCCGAGUUGGUACCGGCCGACGACGACACAGAAGAUGAGGAUUCCGAGGAAGGUCAAGAGAAGGCAUUAAAGCAGGUGGACGAACACGACGAGCAGGAGCAGCAGGCGUUGGAUCGGGUCAAGGAUGAUUCUGAGUCGACUUUCAGCUUGCUAACCACCGAUGAAGGGUUCCAAACUCUGACCACCAGACAGCAGUCAAGUUUGGGAGGCGCGUACUACCAGAUGAAGGAUCAGAUUCUGGUCAAGGGAGGUCUUGAGGAUCAGAUCCGACUGCUGGUUCUGGCAGGAUCUCCGAUCGACACGCCCAACCAUCGUGGAGAGACCCCUCUGUUACUGUUGCUUCGAUUCCACGACUCUGUCACAGCCCUGGCGACUCUGUUGAAGUUGGGUGCGGACCCAACGGUGAUGGCACCCUUUGGACCAGGAACCAACCCGGCCGAGAUUCAUGUUGACCCCAAGACCCUCAUGAGUCCUACGGAUAAGAAGCGGAUAUCCAAGAAUUUGCGUUCUGGAGGAGGUCCCAAGCUGUUUGGCCCCAAGCAGGGGGCGGUUGGGCAACAGUCACCUGCGUCAUUGUCAGGAUUGCCAUCGCCACUGCAGACGCCUUACAGUCAGGCCAUGACCAACGACGAUCCCAACCAUAUCCUAGUUAUGCAUGGCGGCGCCCUCGCUCACGCCGCAUACCAUUUGCGGAUCAACUGUGUCCGCUACCUUUUGGACCACGAGAUCGAGUGCAGUGAUCCUGCUAUUAUCGAGCAGGCGAUUGUCGCUUGUCACCACGCUGUCGCUGCCAAGGUGAACCCACCGUUGGUGACAACGCAGAACCGGAUCUUGUCGAUUCUGAGCCGGGACUGGAAGGGCGAGGCAGGGCGGAGGCGUCGUGGUCGGGUUGCAGAGCGGACGCUAAACAAGAAGAGGAAGGCGGUUCGAUCGAAUGUGCUUCUGGUUGCCUUGGCCGUCUCGACGUCUUCACCAUCAUCGUCGUCGGAGCCUUCCUCGUCUCCCUCGGCAAGUCGGGACUCGUCGUUGCACGGAUCUGGCGGACCAACCUCCCAGACACGUUAUAACCACCUAAACCACGAAAAGCUAUCGUCGUCUCUAGGACCAAUCCCAACGACACAUUUCUACGCGACGGAGGGGCCGAUGGGAACAGAGAUUGAGCUGGUCAGUCAGUAUGGGUUCCAGGCGGAUCAUACGCCGACGCCCGUAUCGAUUGGAAGAGGAGCCACACGGUACCAACUGACGGAUCGAGUGAUUGCCCCCAUCCCUAUUCCAAUCAAGACGAGCGGACUGGGAUAUGGUGAACAGCGGCAGCAAUUGUACCAGCAGGGACAGCAGAACUCUGCGAAGGAGUAUGAGGAUUGGUAUGGAACGAGCGAUCCCAAGAGCCCGCGGUCUGGACAGAGCCCUGGAGAGGGCAGAGGGCUCUUCAGGAAGUUCAAGAACAUUGCCGGCAAGCGACCCUGA
Messenger RNA from Linnemannia hyalina, 4215 nucleotides. The record is from the annotation of a GenBank genome assembly. Lineage: Eukaryota; Fungi; Mortierellomycota; Mortierellomycetes; Mortierellales; Mortierellaceae.